This is a messenger RNA of Myodes glareolus (Bank vole), 1296 nucleotides long. RefSeq names its product FXYD domain containing ion transport regulator 1 (gene Fxyd1). Gene Ontology annotation, cellular component: membrane. Gene Ontology annotation, molecular function: sodium channel regulator activity. NCBI's taxonomy places the organism in Eukaryota, Metazoa, Chordata, Mammalia, Rodentia, Cricetidae. Gene Ontology annotation, biological process: regulation of sodium ion transmembrane transporter activity; monoatomic ion transport. The record is from RefSeq and is a predicted model, not a curated record.
CAAGAGUGGCCAGCCUGUGGCUUCUCGGGCAGGCCUGACCCAAGAGGGAGGAGAGCAUGGGGACGGGCUGCACAGGGGCGGGAGAGCCCGUGACUCCUCCCUUUUUCAGUGGCUACUGUGUGAGACCCCUGGCUGGGGUUGAGGCUUGGGUACUCAUUUGUGUAGGUCUGUUUCUGUCACUGUUCGGGGCACAGAGGGCCCGGAGGAAUAUGUGCUUGUGUCUACACCCUGUGUUCCUCCAACUAGCAGUUUGGGGAAAGGGUGUUUGUCUCCAUUCCAGCCACACCUGUUCUUGGUGUGUGUAUGUGUGGGUGUGCACCCACAUAUAAGUGUGUGUGUGUGUGUGUGCGUGCGUGCGCGCUCAUAUGUGCCCCUAAAGCAGACAUCUAACUUCUCUCAGGCCCACUAGCACGGGCCUCUUGUCACUUGCUUGCCUAAUGCUGCCUUGUUAUGAAAGAUGUCAUCCAGGGGAGGGCCAAGGGAGGGGCGCUGUCCCCUUUUCUCACAGCUUUCAGGAAAGGAGAUGGGGUGGCCUAUGGGGAUGUGGCUCCUGGCUGAGCCUCACCCCAGCAGCCUUCUACAGGACCCCCCGAGUCUUCGGGGCGGGGGGGGCUGUUGCCAUGGUGGCCUGUGUGCAGUGAAUUCCUCCAGGGUGAAGUGGGAGAUAUUUAUACCCAGGGUCAGGGAGAGAGCGGGCAGGCAGCCGAGGGCAGGAGAGCCGGGACUGUCAGGGUCCAGAGAGACCACUGGUUGAGGUGUGUAGGGGCAGGUGGGUCUGGGCGUGCCCUGCUGUCUGUCUCAGCGUUUUCACCUGUGUCCAGAGGCAGCUUGCUUCCCUUACAAGGGGCAAUGGCAUCUCCCUGCCACAUCCUGGCUCUCUGCGUGUGUCUCCUCACCAUGGCCAGUGCAGAAGGUCCACAGGAACCGGAUCCAUUCACCUAUGAUUACCACACACUGAGGAUUGGCGGCCUCACCAUCGCUGGGAUCCUCUUCAUCCUGGGCAUUCUUAUCAUCCUUAGCAAGAGAUGUCGGUGCAAAUUCAACCAACAGCAGAGAACUGGGGAACCCGACGAAGAGGAGGGAACUUUCCGCAGCUCCAUCCGCCGUCUGUCCACCCGCAGGCGGUAGAACCUCCACCUGGCUCCAGGAAGCUCAGCCAGGACUUCCUGAACACCUGACUCCUCUCCUAACCCAACUGCUUGCCCGUGGCCACCUGCAGUGUCCCUUGCCUCAGCCCUGUCUCUCGGACACCCCUUACUGCUAAGACCUCCAAUAAAACUCGGUUUUUCCUCUUGA